Messenger RNA from Aquila chrysaetos chrysaetos, 3838 nucleotides. RefSeq names its product translocase of outer mitochondrial membrane 70 (gene TOMM70). The record is from RefSeq and is a predicted model, not a curated record. The transcript has 12 exons. The coding region runs from base 58 to 1827 and encodes 589 amino acids. Gene Ontology annotation, molecular function: protein binding. NCBI's taxonomy places the organism in Eukaryota, Metazoa, Chordata, Aves, Accipitriformes, Accipitridae.
CGCUGACCCCUUCCCUCCCCUCCCCUCCCCUCCCGCGGGCGGCGGUGUGAGCGCGUCAUGGCCGCCUCGAAGCCCGUGGAGGCGGCGGCGGCGGGCGGCGGCGGCGGUAGCGGCGGCACGGGGUUGUCCCGCUGGCAGCUGGCGUUGGUGCUGGGGGCGCCGAUUCUGCUGGGCGCCGGCGCGCUCUACCUGUGGGGGCGGCGGGCGGCCCGCCGCGGCGGCAAGGGGGCGAGCGAGCGGAAGACCCCCGAGGGCCGGGCGAGCCCCGGGCCCUGCGGCGGCGGCGGCGGCGGGCAGCCCGAUGGGCCCGGGCACGAGGAGAUGAGCCCUCUUGAUAGAGCCCAAGCAGCCAAGAACAAAGGAAACAAAUAUUUCAAAGCAGGAAAAUAUGAGCAAGCUAUUCAGUGUUAUACUGAGGCUAUCAGCCUGUGCCCUCCUGAGAAAAACCUUGAUCUUUCUACCUUCUAUCAAAAUAGAGCAGCUGCUUAUGAACAACUGCAAAAAUGGACAGAAGUGGCACAAGACUGCACAAAGGCUGUUGAGCUUAAUCCUAAAUAUGUAAAAGCUCUCUUCAGACGUGCAAAGGCUCAUGAGAAGCUAGACAAUAAGAAGGAAUGUUUAGAAGAUGUCACUGCAGUCUGCAUUUUAGAAGCUUUCCAAAACCAGCAAAGUAUGUUAUUAGCUGAUAAAGUUCUUAAACUCCUUGGAAAGGAAAAGGCCAAAGAGAAAUACAAGAAUCGUGAGCCUCUGAUGCCCUCACCACAGUUCAUUAAAUCCUACUUCAGUUCUUUCACAGAUGAUAUAAUCUCCCAACCUUUGCUUAAGGGUGAGAAAUCAGAUGAAGAUAAAGAUAAGGAGGGAGAGGCUUCUGAAGUAAAAGAAAACUCUGGCUACUUGAGAGCAAAACAAUAUAUGGAAGAAGAGAACUAUGACAAAAUUAUCAGUGAAAGCACAAAAGAAAUUGAAGCAAAGGGAAAAUACAUGGCAGAAGCUUUGCUUCUGCGAGCUACUUUCUACUUACUUAUUGGCAAUGCAAAUGCUGCCAAACCAGACCUAGAUCAGGUCAUCAGCAUGGAAGAUGCAAAUGUGAAGCUCCGAGCUAAUGCUCUGAUCAAACGAGGAAGUAUGUAUAUGCAGCAGCAGCAACCUGUGCUGUCCACUCAAGACUUUAACAUGGCCGCUGAUAUCGAUCCUCAGAAUGCAGAUGUUUACCACCAUCGAGGACAACUGAAAAUCCUGCUUGACCAAAUUGAAGAGGCUGUGGAAGACUUUGAUGAAUGUAUCCGAUUGCGACCCGAUUCUGCCUUGGCUCAAGCACAGAAAUGUUUUGCUCUGUAUCGCCAAGCUUAUACAGGAAAUAAUCCUUUGCCUGUGCAAGUAGCCAUGAAAGGCUUUGAAGAUGUCAUAAAAAAAUUUCCAAAGUGUGCCGAAGGCUAUGCACUCUAUGCUCAGGCACUAACUGAUCAACAGCAGUUUGGCAAGGCUGAUGAAAUGUAUGAUAAAUGCAUUGACCUUGAGCCAGACAAUGCCACUACAUAUGUUCAUAAAGGUUUACUUCAGCUCCAGUGGAAGCAAGAUUUAGACAAAGGGUUAGAACUCAUAAGCAAGGCCAUUGAAAUUGAUAACAAAUGUGAUUUUGCAUACGAAACCAUGGGAACGAUUGAAGUGCAAAGAGGUAAUCUGGAUAAAGCCAUUGAAAUGUUCAACAAAGCUAUCAACCUGGCCAAAUCUGAAAUGGAGAUGGCCCACCUCUACUCACUCUGUGAUGCUGCCUAUGCCCAGACAGAAGUUGCAAAGAAGUAUGGAUUGAAACCACCAACACUGUAAAGAAACGAGGAGGAAAUGACCUUCUAAAGUAAAGUUGCCCACUUCAGCCAGCCCUAAAGAUGCUGUUGCAGACCAUGUUGAAUGGUGGAACUUAGUUUUUUCCCGUUCGUGGUGUUGUCAUUUGCUACAUCUGUUAAAUGUUUAGGUGUUGUGGGAGUGGUUGUUCAAGGAAGUAUGCAGUGUUGCAUCUUGUUCCUUCUGCAGCAAAAACCUUAAAGCGUGUUAAGGGAAAUAAAGCUGCAGGGGAACAAAUGGAAGAUAUUUUGGCCAUGCAAAUAAAAACUUCACACUGGUUCAUUUUGGGUGAUUAUGUUGUGGGCGAUUUUUGCUUUAUCAAACAAUAUUACAGCAUGUGGGUUUUUUUCCUGUUGAUUUUAAAGGUAAUACUAGUCAGUGCUGUAAAAUAGGUUUCUUUUUUAUAUGCAAUUAAUCCUUGAGGGUUGAUUUUAAUUUUGCAAAAAGGAAAAAAUUAAUUUUCAAACUGUUUAAUAAUAGAGGGUUUUUUUAAGUCAGUAGAUGUGGAGAGAAUCCCUGUAAAUAUAUGCAAGCAUGCACAAUCUUCCCUUAAAGCCCCUCUCACCCUCUGCAUAACUUACUUAGAAAUAGUCCUGUGGCAGCUAUUAGGGAAUUAAUUUGAUAGUCCUUAUCCUCACACCAGAAAGCCCUAGCGUACUGUAUAGGAGAGCUAGUAAAAAGGUUGGUUGGGGAAGGAGGUCAGGUAACACUGCUUCAGUGUAGGUUUUACUGUAAGAAAGGCUGUGUUCCUGUGCAGCAGUCCUUACUUGAAUGUCCCAGGAAAUUGUUCUGGAGGGUUCAGAGGGACUUUGAAGAACAGAAAGCACUGCUGGGAGUAGAGCUGCCAAGGUAAGGUCAUGCUUGCAUAUAAUCUUCGUAAUCUCUGAUGCUCUUGCUUAAAUGUAACAGCUAAUAGACAGUCUAAAUUCUCUUCAGUCUCUAGAGACUGCUGUGUUCUGAUAUGUUCCUUGUAAUAGCCCCUUUGCAGGAUUAAGUGAGGUAAGUAACAAAGCGUUGGCUAAAACUUCAAAUAAUGGAUUUAGAAUCUGUACUGGUUUCCUUGUUUGUUAGACCCUGUCUUAUCCAAGAUUACAAAUGCUGUAGAAAGGAAUCAACUGUUCUGCAAAUAGCAGACUGGCAAAUUAUUAAAUACUAGUAAAAACUGUCUUCCUCUAGCUAGGAACUUCACAGAGGGCUCUCUUUUUUUGGGUUGAUCUUUCUGGUAUGGAAGUCAGUUGGUCCAUCUGGCCUCUCCUUGGACUGAGGUGGCUGGAUAAACCUCAUGCAAAUACUUAACUGAUGUAGCUUAAUUUACGAUACACUAAUUUAGGCUUCUUUCCAUCCUGAAAUCAUAGAUUUGCUUGUGCUGAAUUGUCUAAUGUAUUUCAUCUUUUAAAGAAAUUAACCAUGCUGUGGUCAAACUGUCUUGUUCUCUAGUUGUGCCACCAUAUAGCAGCAGCUUGUAUUUUCAACUUGACCUUCCUUUCUCCCAGCAACUACAGUUGACAAUUCAAAUGGUGGAGAGUAGACAUAAAGAUUUAAUAAUUCUAUUUUAGUUAGCUCAGUAGGUGAUCUGAAAUCAGUGUUGGUGUGGAAUUGAAGGCAUUAGAAGGUACUGGCAGCUUCUAAGGGCACUGCACAUAACAAGUGUCAAAUGUCUUCUGGAACUUCCAAUCUGCAUCAAUUACCUGAGAACAAAAAUAUGCCAGAUUGACUGAUGCAUCUGUCCUGUUCUCCUGAGGAGUUUUUAUUCGCAUGGCCUUAUUUACAUUGGCAUUUUCUCCUCUUCACCCCUCCUGUACCCCAUUCCUUACCUCACCCAAUCAAUUAAGGGAAAAAAGCAUGUGCUGUCAAAUACUAGCAUUCCAAAUCAUCACAGACUUUUGCCUGUUCUUGAACUAGUUUGAAACUGCACUGAAAGGAUGCAUUGUCUGUAAUUUUUUUUGUAAAUGACGUAUCACCUGUAAACGGAAAAAAUAAAUAUUACCUUCAAGUA